CCUACAUGUCGGGUCAGACCUAACACUCGCCACUUAUUUUCCUUCUGUCUUGUGGUUCAUCUCCUAUAACUCAGAUAGUCGGUAUUGAUCAACUCGAGAUUUUGCAAAUAAGGUUUACGAAGGUGGUGACUCCAUAAUGAAGUGGACCCUCAUUUUCAGUUUGGUGCUGUUAGCGGUGAUCGGGUUAGACCUCGGACAAGCUACAUACCAUCAAGAUUUCGAUUUGACAGAAGAUGAAUACCUCACACUCAUAUGGAUGUGAUGGAAGAUUCGGACGCUGGGGGCGAUGUUCGUCUGUCUAGCUGGUUCAAGAAAGCUUUCAAUUCUGCAAAGAAAUGGACGAAGAAAGCAGCUAGUGACGCAGGAAAAUGGACUAAGAAAGCGGCCAGCGAUGCCGGUAAAUGGACGAAGGGGGCUUUGAAAGACGCAGGCAAGGCCAUCCAGAAAGGCUGUGGAUACGUCAAUGAGAUUCCUGUCAAAGAACUCGUUUAUCACAGGGCGAGAGAGAUGAGAGAAGAGGACUUCACGUCUGAUGUUAACGAGGAACAGCUAGCAGCUGCUUAUAACGCAUUGAAAGCUGGUUGCAAAGUAGUUGGAAAGUAGUAGAAUCCAUCGAUAUAUUCAUACCAUCUCUCUAUGCAGAGUUGUGGAAAUCCACUCAUAUUAGGAGUUAUAUCAAUGGGAAUCUUCGUUUGGAAAUGGACUCAACUUCAUAACUAGUGGAUUUGACUCCGAAGUCAUAAAAAUAGUGGUUAGAAUUACUAUUUUAUGUUGCAUUUAAAGGUAAUACAAAGUUUUGGUAUGGGGUCAUGAAUUUGGUUCAAAUGAACAUAUUGGAAGCAUAAGUGAUCCUACAAUAUGCAGUGAUCGUUGAUGCGUUUCAACUCAAGUCUAAAGUUAUGAAAUUGUAAAUAAGA
This is a messenger RNA of Strongylocentrotus purpuratus (purple sea urchin), 917 nucleotides long. RefSeq lists its product as uncharacterized. Lineage: Eukaryota; Metazoa; Echinodermata; Echinoidea; Camarodonta; Strongylocentrotidae. The transcript is spliced from 4 exons. The record is from RefSeq and is a predicted model, not a curated record. The coding region runs from base 253 to 603 and encodes 116 amino acids.